GCUAACCCUCCACAAGGAAUUAAGGUGCAAGAGUUUGUUGUGAGCUAUAAGCUAGUUUAUCGUGAGGAGAAUAUGAAGUUGUUUGUUUUCUUUGUUGCUGCAGUAGUUUUGGUAGCAUGGCCAUGCCAUGGCGCAGGCUACCAAAGGUUCCCUCUCCGAAUGAAAACUGGCUAUGGUGAGCGUUCUUCGGAGGUAAAAUGCGCAAGUUUUAGGCUUGCUGUGGAAGCACACAACAUCCGAGCCUUUAAAACCAUUCCUGAAGAGUGCGUUGAACCAACAAAGGACUACAUUAAUGGCGAACAAUUUAGAUCAGACUCUAAAACAGUUAACCAACAAGCUUUCUUUUAUGCUAGUGAACGCGAAGUCCAUCACAACGACAUAUUUAUAUUCGGCAUAGAUAACACCGUACUCUCUAAUAUCCCAUACUAUGAAAAACAUGGAUAUGGGGUGGAGGAAUUUAAUGAAACCUUAUAUGAUGAAUGGGUUAACAAGGGCGACGCACCGGCAUUGCCAGAGACUCUUAAAAAUUACAACAAGCUGUUGUCUCUUGGCUUCAAGAUUGUAUUCUUGUCAGGAAGAUAUCUUGACAAAAUGGCCGUAACAGAAGCAAACCUAAAGAAGGCUGGCUUCCACACAUGGGAGCAGUUAAUUCUCAAGGAUCCACAUCUUAUCACUCCAAAUGCACUUUCAUACAAAUCAGCAAUGAGAGAGAAUCUGUUGAGGCAGGGAUACAGAAUUGUUGGAAUCAUUGGAGACCAAUGGAGCGAUCUGCUUGGAGACCACAGAGGCGAAAGCAGGACCUUUAAGCUUCCUAAUCCCAUGUACUACAUUGAGUAGUACCUUCACCUCUCUCAACAAUCUAGCUAGAGUUUGCUCCUAUCUAUAUGUAAUAAGGUAUGCUGAUAUGCACUAUUCAAAUAGGAGCAUUAGCUAUGUUUGUUAAUGUCACUUUAUGUUAUGUGGGUAAGUCACCUAAGACACUCCACGUACCUACUUGUUGUCUCUUACGCGGCUUUAAUAAAUCUUCUGCCCUUGUUCCAUAUUUACUAA
Molecule: messenger RNA, 1050 nt
Organism: Glycine soja
Lineage: Eukaryota; Viridiplantae; Streptophyta; Magnoliopsida; Fabales; Fabaceae
Product: stem 31 kDa glycoprotein
Exons: 3
Coding region: 73-837 (254 amino acids)
Molecular function (GO): nutrient reservoir activity
Source: RefSeq, a predicted model, not a curated record